This is a messenger RNA of Dermacentor andersoni, 7078 nucleotides long. It is a transcript of the gene Asap, whose product is annotated as ArfGAP domain of ASAP. Lineage: Eukaryota; Metazoa; Arthropoda; Arachnida; Ixodida; Ixodidae. Gene Ontology annotation, biological process: positive regulation of GTPase activity. Gene Ontology annotation, molecular function: GTPase activator activity; protein binding. Gene Ontology annotation, cellular component: cytoplasm. The record is from RefSeq and is a predicted model, not a curated record.
CAUUAUUUUGCACAAGACAAGUCGCAAUGUAAGCGUGUGGCGAAAGGGCUGUUUAGAUUUGGAAGCGACAAAACGACACCAUCGGCAGAGACAGAAAGAAAUCCCCGUUGGUAGGUUGGGCCAGUUGGGCGGUUAUGUAGGUGUUCUGUAUGGUUCUGUGGUCAAGUGUGCGCCGCACUUGACAUGUCAAGCGACGUAUGUUUUUGUUUAGGCCAACCUGCGAGGAGCAUCCCGCCGAUCGCUCGAGUCUAAAAUGUUGGAGCCACGACUCUACGUGUUGUGUGGGCAUCUUGCCUAUUGUUCCUGAGAGCCGCAGACUUCCGAAAACGCCGGGGAAGCGUCGAGGCGGCCUAUCGGUCGGCCAGCCGGACCGAUUCCAACGGGAGGAUAUCCUGUCUCUUUGAUCGGUCUUGAAGCGAGCGCCGAUAAAUACCACGAUGCCCGGUAUAAUGAGCGUCGACGAGUUUGUCUCCGAAACGCAGGAGGACUACAACUCGCCGACCACGUCGACUUUCGUCGGCAAGAUGAACCACUGCCGCCAAAGUGUUAAUCUACUCGAAGAGACACUUGAUUUUGAUCGGGAUGGAUUGACGAAGAUGAAAAAGGCUGUGAAAGCAGUUUACAACAGUGGAAACACUCAUGUCGACAACGAAGUAUACCUUUCCAAGGCUCUCGAAAGGCUGGGUGCCAAUGCAGUCACAAAAGAUCAAGAGCACGACAUUGGUGCUGCAUUUCUCAAGUUCUCAGUGGUGACGAAAGAGCUUUCAGCCCUUAUGAAAACUCUGAUGCAAAGUUUACACAAUAUUAUUAUGUUUCCCCUGGACAACUUGUUGAAAGGCGACUUAAAGGGCGUUAAAGGAGACCUCAAGAGGCCAUUUGACAAGGCAUCUCGAGAUUACGAAGCCAAGUCGUCUAAAAUAGAGAAAGAGAAAAAACAGCAGGCCAAAGAAGCUGGCCUAAUCAGGACGGAGAUAUCACCCGCUGAGAUUGCUGACGAAAUGGAGAAAGAGAGGAAAAUGUUCCAGCUGCAGAUGUGUGAGUAUCUCAUCAGAGUGAAUGAAAUCAAGACCAAGAAAGGAGUGGAACUGUUGCAACACCUGGUUGAGUUCUACCAUGCACAAAACAACUUCUUUCAGGAUGGGCUCAAGACAAUUGGUCACUUCAACAACUACAUUAUAGAACUGUCAAGCAAGCUGCAAAAGCUCAGGCAGAAGCAGGAUGAGGAGCGGAAGAAACUCGUCGAGCUUCGAAACACACUAAGGAGUUCACCCUCCCUGGAUAUCAAAGAUGUUAGCUCCAUUGGCUACAGCUUACAUCAGCCACAGGGGAACCAACAUUAUGGCUACACGAAGAUUGGCUACUUGCUUAAGAAGUCUGAUGGUAAAAUGCGCCGUGUCUGGCAGAAAAGGAAGUGUGAAGUGAAGGACGGUUAUUUGUACAUAUCUCACUCUGAUGAAACAAAACCUCCUACAAAGCUCAACCUUCUUACGUGCCAAGUGAAGAGCCUACAAGAAGAAAAGCGUUCCUUUGACUUAAUUUCCUAUAACCGAACAUACCACUUUCAAGCUGACGAUGACUCAGAAAUGGAAGCGUGGAAAGCAGUGCUGGUCAACUGCAAGGAAGGAGCCCUUCGCAAGGCAUUCACAGAACCAGGGCAGGCUGGCGGUGGCAUGGGGAAUCAGAGUCUCCUGGAGUUUCAGCAGUCCAUCAUAAGACAGGUGCAGCAGUUGCCUGGCAAUGACCGCUGCUGUGACUGCAACUCAACGAAAGAUCCAACAUGGUUGUCCACAAACUUUGGAAUUUUGACCUGCAUUGAGUGUUCAGGAGUACACAGAGAGCUUGGUGUGCACAUCUCCAGAAUACAGUCACUUACACUCGACAACCUAGGAACAUCACAACUCUUGCUGGCAAGGGUAAUGACAAACAAUGGUUUCAAUGAAACAAUGGAAGCAACCAUGACACCAUCCAGAAAACCCACCCCUACCAGUCCAAUGGAGGAGCGGUGUGAAUUCAUUCGGGCCAAGUACGUAGACCGCAAGUUUGCCGUGCGGACCUGCUCAGACGAGAAUGAUCUUCUGCACGACUUGGAGCAUGCUGUCACAGCCAGGCACCUCUAUCAGCUUCUACAGGCCUUUGCAGAAGGGGCCAUUCUCACCGCAGUGCUUCCAAAUUACAAAAAUACAGCAGACACUGCGCUUCAUGUGGCUGUUGCCCAAGAAGAUGGCACCUCCCUUCACAUCGUGGACUUUUUGGUUCAAAAUAGCCCCUGCCUGGAUGUCCACAACAAGGCGGGCAACACUCCUGUGCACACUGCAGUGCUGCACAACCAGACUGAGUGCAUCAAGCUGCUGCUUCGAAGUGGGGCUGCUGUUGAUGUCAAGAAUGCAGACAACAAGACCCCACUUGACCUGGCCAAAGAGAGAGGCUACCACACUUGCCUUGAGCUGAUUGAGCAUGCACUGCAGAACAAGAAAACGCUUUUCGAGAAUGUCAGCAUUGACUGGGGUCUGACGCAAGAUGAUGGGUCAACAGACUUCAGCGAUGAUGACUAUCCAGAAGAUCGCCUCACAUCAGACUGGAAAAGGUCCCGGCCUUCGAGCGUUAUCAGCAACGAGUCGACACGCCCGGAAUCUGCAAGUCCUCAGCCUUGUCCUAGGCCACCACCCCCUCCGCCUCAGAAUCGCAAGCCAGUCAUUCCAGGUCUCAAUGCACAUGGCUCCAUGAAGAAACGUGCAGCCCCGCUGCCACCACCCUCGACAAGCCUGCAGUCGUCUAGUCAUUCGCGCACUCCCUCCGACCCAUGUUUCUCUCAGAGUGCCCUUGGUCUGGUGCACAAGCGAAACCCUUCUGUGGACCUUGCCUCCAGCUCUUCAGUUGAUUCCUCCUUUGAUCAAGUCAGCUCAUCGAACCCCUCCACUCUUGGGUCAAGUUCGUCCCGGCAAAACCUGUCCCAGGGAUCAGAUGUGCUGAAAGGAACGGAGGAGCGGCCCAACUACAGCACCUUGCAACGACCCAAGUGCCCUCCACCUCCAGCUCCAGGGCCUACUGCAUCAUCGGCUGCCUGCAACAGCAUCAGCAGUGGUGACCCUGUUGGCAGCAGCAAUGGCCGUCUGCUGGAUGUGGCCUUGCUGUCGAGUGGGAGCGGUGCAGCUGCUACAGAGGUGCCCGUGCCACCACCACGGAAGGUGGGCCACGCCCUUGUUCACCUUUGGUACACUGGACUCUGUCCCAGGCCCUCUGCUGCCAAGAUGCCCCCUGCAAGAAAACCUGCGGACAGUCAAGGUGAUCAGCAGUGCCCCAGUGAACGCAUCGCCACAAAAGCAAGACGCCGGUGUCGUGCGCUCUACGACUGCUGUGCCGACCAGCAAGACGAGCUGUCAUUCAGUGAAGGUGAAAUCAUUGUCAUCAUCAGCGAGAUCACAGAGGAUGACCAAUGGAUGGAAGGAAUGAUUGAGGGGGAACCGCAGCGCAGGGGAGUUUUCCCAACCAGUUUUGUUCAUAUGCUGUCAGAUUAGUGAAAGGCAUACACAUGCCUCUCAAGUGAGAUUAGCACUGUUGCUUCUUUGUCGUGGUCUUCGGAGCACUGGCUAACUGUGCUUGCAUAUAGUCUUUAGUAACUUCAAUUAUCCAGUCUAGAGAUGAGCUGGUAAAAGCUUUGAUUCACUUUUGUCUUAUUUCAUGCAUUUUCACUUUCAGCAGGUUUGUUGAAAUGUUUGGAAGAUUCCACUAAUUGUUUUUGGAGGAACUAGGCGAACCUUCAAGUGAGCAUUCAGAUCAUAGCCAGGUUUUGUAAAUUCAAAUCUGCCAGACAAAAAUAAAACAUGCUGGGUCCAUGCCUCGAUGACAGAGAAAAAGAGUAAUUUGAUCUGAAAUGACUGUGGAAAACAAAUUCUACAUAAAUGAAUGAACUGGAUCUUAUCCCAAAGGCACACCCUUGUUUCUGCCACUUUUGUAAUUGUGAAAGAGUUUUCACAUUAUAAACACACCAAUACUUAUGUAAGCUGUAUCUUUUCUAAACUUGAAGUUGACUCAUGGUCUUAAAACUUCCAAGUGUGGCCAUUUCAGUUCGGAGGUUUGUUCUUGUGAUGGACACUUUCUUUGACUGCCUUCUUAAGCUGUGUUGCCAACUUUAGUACAAGAAAUUUCAAGCAUUUGCUUUGUACAGAAUUAAUUGCUUCACAUCUGUGAAUAUCUUUAUGACUUUCUGCAACCUUUUCGAUUUCCUCUGUUAAUGCAGCCCAGAAGAUGUGAGAGGCACAUAAGUUGCCUUUACAUGCCAUCGUGUCGAGACAGGUAAAAAGAAUUAACAGUGCUUUGCUUUCACUCAGUUAGUCCAUUCAGUGGUGUAAGUUGGGGUCACACAAGAAACAAGGAGUUGGCCUCUGCCCAUGCCAUAGGCACAGCUGCUACGGAGUGUGGCAAAGCACACACACUGCACAGUCCAUUACGGCACAAGGUUGAGGACCCUGCAAGUGCUUGCACCUCUGCGCCUUCUGCUGUCAAAAGCUGAGCUUUUAUGGAAGUGCUUUCUUUUGUGCUAACAAGCAUGUCGAUUCUUUCCCACAACUUGGCUGUUUUUGUAUUGUUACAGUGAAACCUUCACUUCAGCAGCCAGUACAGUGUGUUUCUGAAGCUCGUUGCAGUAUCAGUAUCAACCCAGCAGCAUAUAAGCUCCUUGCCUCUUCCAGCUGUAGUGUUGCUGCCAAGUCAGAAACACAUUGUGCCAUCUGCCACAACAUGAUUCGUGCAACAGCAAAAAUACAGAACAGUCAGGCAGUGUGGAAGUGCAGACAUCCCUGUAAGCACCAAGAAAUACACUUCUGUCCACAAGCUCUCUUCUCAACAGCAGCUGUUACAUCUAUAAAAAGGCAUGGGGGUUGUUUGUAAAACACUGGCUUUUUCUGCAAACUUUUGCUACCGGCUGUAUGUUGUAAGGUGUGUUUCGAUUUAGCUUGAACUGCAAGUGGCAUCUUUGCCUCUUUCGUGAAAAGCCAAAACAAAUAUGCCGACUUUACUAUUUAGUGUCUUCCAUGUGCACUGUGUAGUAUUUGUCAUUACACAUACAAACUCCCUGCGGCUGAACAUGUGAUCCAAAGUAGUAAGUUAUGAAAUGGCUUUUCUUUGCCCUUCUGCAGGCUUUCCUGUUAUCUGUCACAGUUGAUGGAGAUUUUGUGAAAUGACCAACUCUUAUUGCACAAUUCACUGGGCUUAUAUAUUGCAUUUGUAAUUACAAAAAACCAUUUUCAGUCUUUUUAAACUGUUACAUGUUUUCGAUACAUGUUUUUAGGUUGUUAUAUGUCUUGAAAUCACGACACAUUUGCUAUCUGGCUUGUGCAAUGUUAAGAGCAUCUAUAGCAACAAUGCCAAUGGUUAAAAAGAAGAACAUCAGUUUCAAAGUGUGCAUACUUUGAAAUUGCGUGUUCUGCCAUCAUGAAAAUUUCCUCAAUAAUUUUAUAACAGAAAUUGCUAGGACGCAUUUGUCUUAAAAAAUUACAUGGACACUUUGUAUCCUGCAGCUGGAGGUAUCUUCUGAUAAAUAAGCAGUUUUCACAGUCUCUGCCAUUUGGAGUUCAGUUCCUUAUGUAGGAAAAAUAUGUUGUGCUCACAGUAGUCUUUGAUACAGUAAUGGUAAUAAUGAAACUGGGCUAGUGCUAGCCACAACCUCACCAUGUUAUACAAACAGCUUCUGCUCAUAUGUUGUAUAAAACAGUGCAUGUUUCUGUGCCAACAGCACACAACAUUUAAGAAUAUUAACAAAGAACAAAGCAUAAUGUACAUAGUGCUGGGAUAAAAAGUAGCAUAGAAGAACAUUUUAUUAUAGCGGUACUAUAAAUAUAAACUGCUCAAGGAUAUGAUGGUUAGUCAGAUACCUGUACAGGGUGUUUCCAGAGAACUAGAUGUGACAAUUUUGUGUGUUCUUUAUUCUACUUUCGUGCCUGGAUCCCUUUUUUUUUUUCACCUUCACUGCCUUCCUAAACUUGCACAUAAAAGUAUUGUUCCACUCUCUACAACAGAGUUUAGUGCAUUCAUCCUUUAGCUAACAGUCAGCAUGUGUUGCUAUAAUUAAGUGGUUGUGGCAGCUGGCAUAUAAUUUAAAUCAGCAUGCAAGACCAAUUUAGGGCCUGUUUUACAUCAGCUUCUUGGGCCCAUAAAGUUGUGGUUUUCAACAAAAGAAGUCAAUGUCGGUUACAAGAGUGUCAUUCUUACAUUUUUUCUAGCUUUUAUUCUCUCUGUGCUUCCUUUACAACUUAAAAAGAAUUCUUGCUCUUUUUUUUUUUCUAUUUUCUUAGCACUGUCAAUCGGCUCACACUUUUAUCGGUGAGCUUUUACUCGACUAUUUACAGCCAGCAUAUUUGUCGAACUAAACAGUGACACUUGUGCAGUUGUACUUCGGAGGGUUGCAUGCAAACAGUGCUGUUUGAGCAUGUUGAAAAUAUCUUUUAUUCAUCCUCCUAUUGCUUCAGAAAACAUUUAGAAGUUGCAGAAAGGCAGAAGGAAAAACAGCUGUAGUAAUAGUUUGAUGUACUUCUUUCUACACAGUGGGUGUAGUUCAUUGUAAGCUCUAUGUCAAACUGUGAGCUCUGAAAUUCGUAUUAUUAGUAGUCUGAAUGCCAUUGGUCACGCCGUAAGGCAGGGCCAUGAAUACAAAUUUCAGAUCUUGGAGCUUUGCAGUAGGAAGCAUUGUAACAUCAUUCAGCUGCCUUUUCUUUUUCGUGCUAGGUGCAUGUGUCGUGUCCUUGCUACUUGUUUCAAACAAACCAAAAACUAGUUUUAAACUAGCUCAGUUCUUGUUGUUAAGAAUGAGCACUACUAAGCUUUCAGGCCACUAACCAAGUUCGUAUGUACAAUGUUUUGAAUUCCUACAGGAAUAACACACCAUUGUCUCCAAUUGUAGUGCAAGUGAUGACUUGUUAAAAACUGUGAUGCAAGUACAAGUAUGAAACAUUCUAGUCUGAACAAAGAUAAAGAUGUGUGUGGCAUGUUUUACUCUUUCCUGCACAGUCUCUCACAUACAUGCAUGCACACACAUACACACAUAUAGUGUGUGUGUAUAUAUAUAUAUAUAUAUAUAUAUAUA